Gracilinanus agilis (Agile Gracile Mouse Opossum) is the source of this 2763-nucleotide messenger RNA. It is a transcript of the gene DSPP, whose product is annotated as dentin sialophosphoprotein. Gene Ontology annotation, cellular component: cytoplasm; nucleus. Lineage: Eukaryota; Metazoa; Chordata; Mammalia; Didelphimorphia; Didelphidae. The coding region runs from base 1 to 2763 and encodes 920 amino acids. The record is from RefSeq and is a predicted model, not a curated record. Gene Ontology annotation, biological process: dentinogenesis; odontoblast differentiation. Gene Ontology annotation, molecular function: collagen binding. The transcript has 5 exons.
AUGGACCUCUUCCACCAGUUCCACCAUCUCAGAGUCAUCAAAGGGGUGUCUGGUAGAUCAGCAAAAGACCUUCAGCUUAGUAUGCAGCCCAAUACCUCUUCUUUCCCACACUUCCUUUCACAAUCUCUCAAACACAGAACAAUCUCUGAUAAUGCAUAUAUCAACCUCAUCACUUUUGUGGAUGUACCUGGAAAGUAUACUGCCAAGGAAACCUUCUCUGUUACUGUUGAGGGCACCACCAUCUUCACAGUCCCCCAGGCUUGCAACCUAAGGGUUUCUCAGAGCAGACUCCAAGAGAAAUAUGCUUUUAAUAAAUCUGUGGAUUUAGAUUGUCCAGGAAAACCAGAAGUGACCAAACAGGAUCAGAUAACUGUCAAUGGCACUGCCAAAGGAAGUAAUAAAACAAAUGAAGACCUCAUACAUCAGGAUGAAAAAAGCAUGCAACUAAAUAAAAACAGAAGUAGCAAAGGAGAGGAGGAAGUUAUUAAGAAUGCAGAGACAGGAGAAAAGGGAUAUUAUGCCAGUCCCAAAUUAGCUAAAGGAGAGGGAUAUACACAUGGAGAAAAAAUCUAUCCAGAAACAUUAGACAGAGAUGGGAAUGGAGAUAAUGACACAAUAAAUGGUUUAAAAGACAGCAUUUAUAAGGCAGGAAAUGUCACGUAUAAUAAUAAUGAAACCACUACUAGAAAUGUCAAAGAAGAGAAUGUUACCCACACAAAUCAAAUUGAAGUUACUAAUGUCCAAGAAGAAAAUAUAAGCAAGAGUAGAGGUAAUGAAGAUGAAGGAAAUGGAAACACCGAUAAAAAUGCGGAUGGUCUAAAUGAAAAAACUCCUUACAGAGGAGAUGGGAAUGGAGAUAAUCAAACCAAGGCUCCAACAGGAAAAGGUGAAACUAAAAAUGUCAAUGGAGAAGAUGAAAGCUGGAAUGAUAUCGGUGGUGGUGCUAGUGGCAAUGGAGCUGAUACCUAUGAUGAAAAUGGUUCUGGUGAUGAUGAGGGAGAAAAAGCAGAGGAGAGAGAUGAAAGCACUGCUGAUAACAGGGAUUCAGGCUUUCCUAGUAAUGAGAUUCAGGAUAAUGGAAAUGAAUAUGACAGUGAUAAUAGCUUAAGCAAAGCUUCAAGUGAUGCCAAUGAAGAUGAAACUGGAGACAAUGACGAUUUCCUCAAUGGAGAAAAUACUUCAAAGAGUGAUGAAAAUCAUGAUAAUACUGUGGAAGUUACCAUGGAGCUGACUUUACCCGUUAAAGGUGGUAAAAGUGGAUUAAAUGAAGAAUCAGGUCCUAUCAGUAUUAACAAAGUCCAAGAAAAGCAGGUAGAAAACAAUGGGACCAACAACGACAGUGGUUUGGAAACUACUAAAGAAACUGAGAAAAUAAAUGAUGCUUUUAGAAUUAAAGAUGACAUUAUUUCUGACAAAGGAUAUGGUGAUAUGGCAGGGAAGUUUAACAAUGAACCUGUUGGAAACAACUUGAAAAUUAAACUUGGAGGCAAAGGUGGACCCAGCAACACUGGCAGUGAAAGCAAUAGUGAUGGCUAUGAUGAGAGCUAUGAUUUUGACAAUGAAUCUAUGCAAAGAGAUGACCCUGAUAGCACUAAUGAUGAUGCCAAAUCUGAAAGUGAGGAUAUCAGUAAUAGUAAGAGCACUGAUUCUAAUGAACCUGAUGAAUCAAUUGGUGAUAGCAAUGGCAGUGACUCACCAGAAGGAGAUGAAGAUAGUGACAGUAUAUCAGACACUAAUGAUAGUGAUAGUACCCAUAAUGGCAGCAAUAGUGGUGACAAUAGUAAUGGAAAUGGUGGUAGUGACAGUAGUGACAGUGACAGUAAAUCUGAUAGUGACAGCAAAUCUGAUAGCAAUGACAGCAGUGAUAGUGACAGCAAAUCUGAUAGCAGUGACAGCAGUGAUAGUGACAGCAGUUCUGAUAGCAGUGACAGCAGUGAUAGCAGUGACAGCAGUGAUAGUAGUGACAGUAGUGACAGCAGUGACAGUAGUGAUAGUAGUGACAGCAGUGACAGCAGUGAUAGCAGUGACAGUAGUGACAGUAGUGAUAGUAGUGAGAGCAGUGAUAGCAGUGACAGUAGUGAUAGCAGUGACAGUAGUGAUAGUAGUGACAGCAGUGAUAGCAGUGACAGCAGUGAUAGCAGUGACAGUAGUGAUAGUAGUGACAACAGUGAUAGUAGUGACAGCAGUGAUAGCAGUGAUAGUAGUGACAGCAGUGACAGUAGUGGCAGCAGUGACAGCAGUGAUAGUAGUGACAGCAGUGACAGUAGUGACAGCAGUGACAGCAGUGAUAGUGACAGCAGUGAUAGUAGUGACAGCAGUAACAGUAGUGAUAGCAAGUCUGAUAGCAGUGAUAGUGACAGUAGUGACAGCAGUGAUAGUAGUGAUAGUAAAUCUGAUAGCAGUGACAAUAGCGACAGCAAAUCUGAUAGCAGUGACAGCAGUGAUAGUGACAGCAAAUCUGAUAGCAGUGACAGCAGUGAUAGUGACAGCAGUUCUGAUAGCAGUGACAGCAGUGAUAGUGACAGCAGUUCUGAUAGCAGUGACAGCAGUGAUAGUGACAGCAGUUCUGAUAGCAGUGACAGCAGUGAUAGUGACAGCAGUUCUGAUAGCAGUGACAGCAGUAGUAGUGAUGAUGACAGCAAAUCUGAUAGUGAUAAUAACAACCAUCAGGGCAAGUCUAAUAACAGAAAUGACAGUGACAGUGAUAGUGACAGCAGUGUCAGUGAAGGCAGUGACAGUAACCAUUCAACAAGUGAUGAUUAG